Molecule: messenger RNA, 654 nt
Organism: Hydractinia symbiolongicarpus
Lineage: Eukaryota; Metazoa; Cnidaria; Hydrozoa; Anthoathecata; Hydractiniidae
Exons: 5
Coding region: 44-433 (129 amino acids)
Source: RefSeq, a predicted model, not a curated record
CAAAAUAUGCGGAGUAUUCCAAGCGGGCAUGUUAUGAUACAAGAUGGCGGCACGAUCUGCACGUUUCUUAUUUCGUGGGGGAUCUGUGGCGAAUUCAUUUUUAAAGAGUUCAAACGGGAAUGCAAAAUUGUGCACCUCUUCAAAUCUUGCACGUCUUGUUAAAGGAGCAAAUUCAAACUCACUUAAAUCAAGAUGUUUGUCACAAUUUUUACCUGCAUUGCAUGUACAAGCAGGAUGCAAGUUUGGUAUAACGCCUCUCGGCGCACUUAAUUUAUUAGAGAAGAGUUUCGCAUCGAAGCAACACGCACUAACACUUGCAAUUAAUGAAAGUGAAGUUACAUCUGUUGAAGAAAGCGAUGAGGACGAUGAGGCUACAUUAUACAUAUUGAGUGAAAUGUUUUCAACCAUCUGGGCAUGUGAUGAUGUUGGAUAGUAAAGAUAAAAAGAUAUAGGACAUUUUUUGAUAAACACAACUGUUUUACUGUCACGCUUAAUGUACUAUUUUUUUAUGAAUACUUUAGAGUCACGAUACAACGAUACACCAUGUAUUUUCUUAUCAUAUUGUUGAUAACCAACACAAUGUAUUUUAUGUUGAGUGGAUAAAACUGUUGUUAUUUUGCUAUUUUAUUAUAUUUUGCUUUUAUUUUUAAACUA